AUGUUCAAGAGUGCAAUUUUCGGUGUGGCAGCUGUCUUGGGUCAGAGUCAAACGACAGUCAAGGAAUUCGAAUUCGGGAGGAUAAGUGUGGGAGGCGGAUUUCAGUCGGUUCGCGCUUUUGAGCUAGAAAACGAUUUCAUAACAUGUACAAUUCUUUCAUACGGAGUCACUUUUCAAAAAAUCCUCGUUCGCGACCGAACCAGCAUUUUCGACGAUGUUUUGAUGGGCUUUGACAACAUCGACGACUACCUCAAAAACAACGACUACGUUGGCGGAGUUCUCGGCCGCUAUGCGAAUCGAAUCAAGGGCGCUUCUUUCUCUUUAUACGGCCAGACGUACUAUUUGAACCCGACGAGUUGGGACGAAAAUCACAUUCACGGUGGAACUUUUGGCUUUGAUAAAGUUGUCUGGUCGGGGAACAAAUUGACUAAUGGGGUUGAAUUCUUUCAUUCUUCCCCUGACGGGGAUGAGGGAUAUCCUGGCAAGCUCGAUACGAUUAUUACCAUCCGCCUGAAUCAGCACGAAAUAGAUGUUACUUAUGAAAGUAGAACGAAUAAGCCGACCCAUGUUAAUAUCAGCCAUCACUGGUAUUUUAACAUGAAUGGACAUAUGAACUGGGGAUCGGUUGAUGACUUGAAGCUCAUUGUUCCGACAGAGACUUAUUUGGAAACUGACGAGGAAAACAUCCCGACCGGUCGAGUCAUGCCUGUCGAAAUGACCCCUUUUGACCUCCGAUCCGGCCAAUUUCUCACACAAAAUCUUUUAACCUCCGUCCCCGGAGGCCAUGGACUGGAUCUUUGCUACACUUUUCCCGACGACAGAAAACUCAGACAGGUAGCGAUUCUUGCGGCUCCCUACAGUGGAAGAUUGCUUGAGCUGAAGUCGACAAAUCCGGGGAUGCAAGUUUACACGGCGAAUUGGGUUCCGGAUAGCGUUGGAAAAUAUAAUAUUCCCUAUGGUAAACAUACUGCUGUGGCUUUGGAACCGCAGUUCUGGCCAGACUCGCCCAAUCAGCCGCAAUUCCCCUCAACCUUGUUGGUACCUGGCCAGUACUACAAGCAACAGACGACACUGGCUUUUUACAGAAUCUAA
Molecule: messenger RNA, 1092 nt
Organism: Oikopleura dioica
Lineage: Eukaryota; Metazoa; Chordata; Appendicularia; Copelata; Oikopleuridae
Source: the annotation of a GenBank genome assembly